GCGGGGCUUACUGCAGGUGGCGUUGUCAGUCUGCAAUUUUGAAGUAGGGGCUGGAGACGACCUGAAAAAAGUGCAGGCAAAAGUAAUGUGACUCGGUCACGCUGGGUGGUCAUCAUCCUUGUCAGCGAGAUGACGGGAGGUACAGACUGCCCCUGGACAGGUAGUUAGGAGUGUGCGCUACCCUGGACGAAGAAGAGCCGAAUACUCGGGACCAGGAUCAGUGUUGUACAUUACUAAAGGGCCCGGGAUGCCCAAGGAACCGAGAGGAGAUGCCCAAGGGUGUGUAGGAGAGAGGGAACGCACCUCCCGUCCAGCCAGUAAAAAUGCUAAAGACAAAAGCAACAGCGCCGCCCUUUUGGCCUCUAGAGCAAGAGCACACACCGAACAGAAAAAAAAUGGACGUGAUUCGCGCUUCUCGGAGAAAGACUCUGGUUACUCGGACACUGGCUCAGACUCCUUGCAGACUGAUGCAGAUGACCAGCAGAGCAGUGUGAAUGAGCCUCAGGUCCGCAGGGGUUUGGGUGGGGCAGAUCAAGGCCCCCUACAUGGAAGCCACAUACUGGUGUCCGAGACGCCUGAACUCACCCCCAUAUUCAUCAUUAAGAAUGUGGUGUUGAAGCAGCCUGGGCAGUCUGGUCAGGACCACAUCCUUCCUUCAGCUCUGUCAUGGGAUGGAGGUGCUACAAGCAGUCAGGCUCCCACCCAUGUUCUCUUGCUACAUCAACCUGGCAUCAAUCAAAGCGCCCCAUUGCACAUCCUCAAACCCCAGCCACAGAGAUCCGAAAGCAAGGGUGUAAAGAAGAGCAAAAACACUUACCUCCCCAUCCUAAACUCCUACCCUCGAAUAGCACCUCACCCGAGUAAGAAAACCCCAGAGAAACCUGCGGCCAGUAGAGGAAGUAACACAGAGGAGCACAGCCUGAGUAAGAGAGUAUGCACAGAGGAGAAGAGAGAUGAGGUGUCCACAACCACGCGAGCGACCAAGCAGCAUCUGCACAAACAGCCAGAGAACAACUUGCUGUUACACUCUCAAUCCCUCUCACAGUUGCUGUUUGCUGGCCAUGAGACGCUUUCUGGCUCUCACCAGCACCAGAGCCCAUGCCGCCCAUCUAGUCCCACUUCCUCCCUCAACGUGAGCUCUCCGUCAAUCUCAAGCACACAGACUCUUUCCCCACCCUCUUCCAACGACCUCAUCCAGCCCAGAAAAGGGCCCCAUAAGCAUUGCCCAGAACCGAAUAGUGACUCUGGCAAAGAGUCGAACAACCUCAAAGGGACAGCACGGCACCGUCGCUUCCUCAACACAGUGGAGAUUCUGAGCCAGUUGGGACUACUGGACAUCACCUUAAGGACGCAGGAUCUGCUGCGGCAAAAUGCUGCAACCGAACGUGACAUAGCCCAGCUACGCCAACAUGCCCAUCUGCUUUUCCAGGCCGCCCAAGCAGGUGCUGAUGCUCCAGCUGCCUGGGAGAAGCUCCAACAGGUCAUGGCUGAGUCUGGGCACUAUCCCAGCCUCAAGUGCCUACCUACAGACAGCAGCAAUGGAGGGUCUCAAUCAAAGGUGGAAGUCGAGGCAGCCACCAGCACCAAACCUGAUACUCCUGUGGUAUAUGGAUAUGGACUUAAUGGGACUGAAGAGGUGGCACCCCCAUCUCCUCUUCUAGCUCCAAUGCCAGAUGCCGAAUACCAGUCAACAGGUCAAUAUGAUUCUAUCAGUGAUAGCACCACCACUUCUGAGCAAAUCAGAGCACAUAGAGGAACCAUGAGUCCACCAGAUGAUCCCAUAAUGCCUCCAGACAGCUCUACACAUGGAAACCUGCUUUAGACUGCACCCUGAAGCCUGCUGAGCACUGGGCGUUUACAGCAGAGAAACAGCAAGGGAGACUUCAAGAUACUUUCCCGAACAUCUCAAACAUGAUUUGAGAGAUGUUGUUAUUGCCCCAAUAUUCAGUCGUCUCCAUGGUAACUCAGGGCUAUGCUCAAGGACAACGUCUUGACUGCGCUACAUGCCAUCUUCCUGUCUGUCUCAUUUCUAUACUCAUCUGCAUCAGCAAUCACCCAAAGUGUCUGAUGAGAGCUACACAGAAUUUAAUGUACAUGCUACAGACUGCCACUCGUUAGUUUUGUCACUGACAAUGCUAUCUGCAACAGGUAUCCUGCCCCAUGGAAUCAAGAAGCAUGAAUCAAGAAGCAACUUCAGGUUUUCAAUGGCCGUUUGCAAAUGUUUUUGAUUGCAACACUUCAUGAAUAGUUGAUCACAGAGUAAUCAAAAAUGACAGCCUAUUUCCUACUUUAUGUUGAUUUAUAUCAGAGACUAGUUGAAUAAUUUCCAAUUGCUGUCACAGGUUGUAGCAUGUAGCGUUUCUGAAGAACAUGACUGGGAAUGUUAUUUUGCAAAAAUGUGGUAAAAAUUAGUGAUGAGAUCCCCUCUGUGAGGCCUUGUCACUUAAAGAAAAUAAAGAUGGUGCAUGAAGGUGCCGAAAAGUCCACACAUGCAAAGACACUAAGAACUGUGUGAGAAUUAUUCUCACAGUGAUCUUGGUAAAGUCCAUGGAGCUUUUGUUCUUCUAUGCAGUGCGCACUUCAUUAAUCUCAUUGCAUUGAUCUGCUUGCUAUAUGUCUUCAUCUUUGACCAUGGACCAAGACACCCAUUACUCAAGCCUUUGAGAUGAAAGGUCAAAUUUGAGUGUUUAUGUGAGCUGUAUUUCCCAUUCAUUUGAUCACAGAUCAUGAUGUCUAUGAAUUUGUGAAUUUUCUUGUGUUAAUAGUGUUUUGUGCCAGCCUUAAUGUAUUCUUCAACAUCUUUACUUUUCUUUCCCAAUUCUCUACUACUGCACCAAGCUUUUUGGCACAUUUUUGAUACUCUUGACAUGGCACUAAUGUAUUAUUUGUUGUUGCUGUGAUAUAUUUCCUUUUAUUUACUUACUGAGUAUUUCUGUGUAACAGAAGUUGUGUAUGAACGCAGUCACUGAUUUGUGUCUAAAAAAGCCGUCAGGCCCACACAGAGAUUUUGCUGUCAUUCACAAAGUUGUGCACGUCAUGAUUGCAUAUUCGUUUAUAAAACAUUUUGGCUAAAUUGAUAAGGGUUUCAGAGUUUAGUACUUUAUAGUUUAACACGUUUUAUGUUUCAGUACAGUAGAUUUUCAGAUAUUUUCCCCUAAAAUAAAUACAGAAAACGAGGAAAGGUCUGCAGAUUCCACUUGGGCCAGAUUGUUUUAUAACCUUAGAGUUCUUCUUUGUGACUGAUUAUUUCCCCUUCUUCAUUAGCUCUUUCAUUUUCUUGUUAUAGAUAUUAAUGGUGUGUUUGUACACAGCAAUGAUCUUAAGUCCAAAUAAAUGGCAAGUCCUGGACCUGCCAGAGACAGUG
This is a messenger RNA of Sinocyclocheilus rhinocerous, 3364 nucleotides long. Its product is annotated as CLOCK-interacting pacemaker. The transcript has 4 exons. The record is from RefSeq and is a predicted model, not a curated record. The coding region runs from base 248 to 1822 and encodes 524 amino acids. Gene Ontology annotation, biological process: negative regulation of circadian rhythm; negative regulation of DNA-templated transcription. Gene Ontology annotation, cellular component: nucleus. Lineage: Eukaryota; Metazoa; Chordata; Actinopteri; Cypriniformes; Cyprinidae.